Neohortaea acidophila is the source of this 2488-nucleotide messenger RNA. RefSeq lists its product as uncharacterized. Bases 193 to 2421 code for a protein of 742 amino acids. The transcript has a single exon. Gene Ontology annotation, molecular function: oxidoreductase activity. The record is from RefSeq and is a predicted model, not a curated record. Lineage: Eukaryota; Fungi; Ascomycota; Dothideomycetes; Mycosphaerellales; Teratosphaeriaceae.
GAUAUCGACUUGCAAUACUCCUUUACGAAAGGACGAAGGCAUGGAUUUGAUUCGGAGCUACCUGUACUGCCAGCUACACCCUCUGGCUCUACACAACGCAUUUCUCGAGCGGUGAUGAGGUCAAAACCAACAAUAUCUUCUUCGAAACUGGAGCGAUCUGGGAGUUGACAUCGCUGAACACGCUAUGACAACAUGAAGUCAGUCUGUAUCAUCGGUGCCGGUCCAGGUGGCCUGGUGACUGCAAAAACCUUUGCCGAAACUGGACAGUUCCGCGUCACCGUCUUCGAGAAGAAGGCUCGAAUCGGAGGCAUCUGGGCGCUGGGCAGGACUACUCAAGACGCAUUCCUGAGUCCUGACACUCCGACCAAUCUGUCGAGAUUCACCGUCGGCUUCGCAGAUUUGGACUGGGCGUCGGUGGACUUGCACCGCGGCCAGGAGAACGGUCACUCCAAGGAUGGGCCUAGGCCGCCUCUGUUCCCCAAGGCAUGGAUGGUGAACGAGUAUCUGGAGACGUAUGCGAGGAGGUACAUUCCAGAAGGCACGAUUCGUUGCAAAACUGGAGUGACGAACGCCGAACGAAAAGGUGAUCAGUGGAACAUCACCGUGCGCGACUCCAACGGCCACAGCGAGACGUUGACAUUCGACUAUUUGAUUAUGGCCUCUGGUUUCUUCGCCCAGCCACGAGACCUCCGGCAUUCAGUUCCCCAUCUGCCAAAAUCAUAUCCGCAUAUGCCAGUGCCGACCCUCCACACAUCAGCUUUUCGCUCUCUCGACCGCCUCUGUCCAGAUUCACAGCCUGCUCAGGGUAGAGCCAUCCUCAUGCUCGGAGGGGGCAACUCUUCCGGGGAGACGGCCGCAAACAUCGCGCUCCAAAUCUCCGACACGCAAUGGUCGCCAGACAGAAGCAAGGCUCAAAGAUAUCAAGACUUCAAAAUCGUCCAUAUCACCCCGCGUCCUCUCUAUCCCGUCCCUCCUUUCAUCGAGUACCAAGACCACUCGAAAUCCUACGUGCCACUGGACUUUCGACUUUACGACUUUGCCCGCCGUCCAGAGUCCUUGCCGUCUUAUGGUGGUCGGCAGACAAUGGAAGUUAGGAAUAUCGUCCAUCAGACGCUUCAAAACAUGAUGGGCGGCGACCUCUCUGACAUUAGUCCAGCGCUGGUCUCACACCCCGGCGACGGACGGGGAUCAGUCUACGUCGCACUCAGCGAAAGCUACGCUGAGUAUGUCCGCAGUGGGACGAUCGACGUGGUUGCAGGCAGAGUCAAUGAGAUCAGACUCGGCGAAGACGGCAGUACUGCCUCGGUCGUAGUCCAACAGGGCGAUGAAAAGCUGAUCAUCAACGACAUCGCUGCCAUCGUCCACGCUACAGGAUACACGCCUCAUCCUGCGCUAGAUAUACUCGAUGAUGCCACCAAAGCGGCAAUCAAGUACGAUCCAGACAGCAUGCGCCUGCCCAUGAUCCUCGAGCAAUGGCAAACAAUUAAUCGCGACGCUCCGACCCUCGCAUUCAUCGGCUUCUACGAAGGCCCAUACUGGCCUGUGAUGGAGAUGCAAGCUCGUCUCGCCGCUCAGCGAUGGACAUCGGGGAAAAUCCCUGCGACAAAGCCGUACGAGCAGCAAGAAGAGCUGCUGAAGCUGCGCGCCAGCAUGCGAGAUCGCUCACUGGAUGUUCCGCAGUACUGGCUAGGCGACCAUUUGGGGUACAUGGAGGACAUGGCAAAAGAGCUGGGCCUGCAACGUCGCAGUAAAGGCUUCAAAGAGCGAGAAGGCAUGCCCUCUCCAGCACGCUAUCGGACUCCAUUCACCAACACCGCAGAAGCGGAUGCAGUAAUGGCAGACCUCUCGCAAGAAUGGAACGCCUCCACACACCACACGAAAUACGUCGCGCGCGCCGCUUUCUGCGCCCUACAAGGAACCUGGACCAUCAAGCGACACUUCACCAGCUCAACACCCACCUUCCCCUCCGGCACACUAGAAGGCACAGCCUCCUUCCACCCCCGCCAUCCCACCUCCAACGGAAACAACGGCCACCCCUUCGAUUUCGAGUACCUGUACACCGAAGCCGGCACCUUUACCCUCGCCACCAGCGGCGCCACCAUGACCGCGAAGCGGCGAUACGUCUACCGCUACCGCGAAGCGACGGAUACGCUGAGUGUAUGGUUCGUCAAGCCGGAUCGGGCAUUGUUGGAAGUCGACUACCUCUUUCACGACCUUGCUUUCGAGAGUUCGGAGGCUAUGAGGCGCGAAGGGGCGCUCGUUGCCAAGGCGGAUCAUCCUUGUGGACGGGAUAUGUAUUGGACUGAGUACCGGUUGCCGAUGCAGGGUGUGGCGUUGAGGGAGUGGAGGCUGACGCAUACGGUCAAGGGCCCGAAUAAGGAUUAUGUUGCUACGACGGUUUAUACGAGGCCGGGAAAGUGAGCGGAGAUGUGGAAGCAGUUUUGUAGAGGAUGAUAGACGAGUGAAUGAAUGGCAAAGAAGUAAGACU